Messenger RNA from Chelonus insularis, 3652 nucleotides. RefSeq names its product Related to Sod (gene Rsod). The record is from RefSeq and is a predicted model, not a curated record. The transcript is spliced from 12 exons. The coding region runs from base 121 to 3504 and encodes 1127 amino acids. Gene Ontology annotation, molecular function: metal ion binding. Gene Ontology annotation, biological process: superoxide metabolic process. Lineage: Eukaryota; Metazoa; Arthropoda; Insecta; Hymenoptera; Braconidae.
GAGUACAAAACUCUAUUGCAUUUUACAUUAAAUCAGCAUAGUACUAUUUUCUAGUAGUAAGGUGUCUAAUCUGUUAUUUACCUGUGGCUUUUAAUCAUGACUUAGUGUAAACAUACGGAUAUGUGGUGGUUUUUGAUUUAUAUGUUUGUGAGCACUGGAAAUGCCUUAAGACUUGCUGCUUACAUUUCUUAUGGAGGACUUCAUGGAGAGAUCCGUUUUGAACAAGGUCCUGGAAAUUCAAUUAUCCUCAGGACUUCUUUACAUACUACUUUACAAUUUCCUGAUCAGCAAUGGCUUUGGUCUGUCACUCAAUUCCCAGUAGAUUACAGAAAAAUUGAAGAUCGAUGUGUUAACCAACAUCUAGGCAAACAGCUGAUUGACUUCACAGACCUUCUAGGUCCUCUAAGUUUACCUGGCAAUGAAUCAAUAGUUGUCGAGGUCCCAAAUGUCAGCUUGAUUGGUGAAAAUGGACUCUGGAACAAAGGAUUGUUACUCAAAGACACCUAUUCAUCUAGAACAGUUUGCGCUUCAAUAACAGUCCUUGAAAAAAAUGCUGAAAAAAAUGCCGAAGCUCGUUUUCAUGGGUCUAUAGCAGGGUCAGUUUGGUUUAGAUGGCUAGGGGGGAAUGCUGGAGAUACCACAACAGACACUUUGAUCUAUACUGAUCUGUAUCACACGUCUAAUGAAAAACUUCGUGGUGUUGAUUUUACUGAUCAUAAUUGGAAGAUAUAUGUAACUGAUGUCUUUGAUACUGUUAAGGAUAGAAGCAAUUGUAAUAUUCUUCAAACAGUUUUCGAUCCAGAUGAUGCUGGUACUGGGAAAUCCAUAGGAGACAUUGAUUCUCGAUUAGGAAAAGUAAAAGUAUCUACAGACACAAAAAACAAAUUUAAAGCUGUUUACAGAGAUCCAGUGAUAUCUCUUUUACCAGCAGAUCUUCUGGGAUCUUACAGAUCUUUGUAUUUGGUUAUUUUUCAUCCAACUCAUACAGACUCUGUCCUUGCUUGUGCAAAAAUCAAACACCAAAAAGUAGCUCUUGCAAAGAGUCUAUUUAACUCACGAGGAAUAAAAGGAGAAGUAACAUUCUCUCAAGAAACACCAUUCCAUGUCACUUGGGUCAACGUCUCACUUAGCCCUGUAAAUGAUCUAGAAACCAGACUUCGAUAUGAAACAAAAGUUGCAGCAUAUAAAAUUCAUGAAUUGCCUCGAGAACCACAGAAUUUUAAUUUAGAAUCAGGAGCAGAGUGUCAGACUACUAAAAACUUGUACAAUCCUGCUAACAUUGAUGAAAAAACUACACCUCCAUCUGGAUUAGGUACUCAAGAUCAGUAUGCAAUAGGUGAUUUGUCCGGAAAGCUUCAAGGUCGUAAAGAGGGAUCUCAUCAUAAUGAUAUUCUUCCGGGUAGUGCUAAGCUAAGUGGAAUUUAUUGGGAUACAUUUUUGCCACUAUCUGGAGUUUAUUCUAUAUUACAUAGAUCUUUGGUACUACACAAGUAUAAUGAGACUGACAAUAAAGGCAUAAUUCCGUGGGUAUGCGGAACGAUAGCUCAUCAAAUAUCACAAACUGCUGGACGAAUGCCAAUGUUGACAGCCCAAGCAGUUUUUAGGUAUCCAAUCGUUGGCAAAAUUAUUUUUCGUCAGCCUCAAAAUGAACCCGACAUGGAUACAACGAUUAUUAUUGAGAACUUAAUUCAUUCGGAUGGAAGUGCUCUCAAUAAUUCUGCUGAUCAUCGAUGGAUGAUACAUGAUCAGCCACCUGGUAAGGAUUACUAUAAUUGGACAGGAAGAUGUUUAAGUGCUGGAAGUCCAUACAACCCUCACAAGAUCGAAUGGAAUCCUGCCCAUCCUACGCCGUGUUCGAGUAACGAAAUCAGUCUCUGUCGUCUUGGUGAUCUAAUGAGACAUGGAACACUCAAUAUUGCUGGACAAAAACUAAAUGGAUCCAGAUUAACGCGAAAGCUCUUUACAGAUCCAUUUUUACCUUUGUCUGGCCCUUUUAGCAUCUUGGGAAAAAGUUUAGUUAUUUAUGAUGAUCAUGGACCAGUAGCUCGAGGAGAAAGAUUGGCUUGUACAAUAAUUGGCAGAGUCUACCGUAGAAAAGCCGUUGCCAAAGACUGGUUUGGAAAUAGUGAAGAAACAGGUGUUAGAGGCAAAUUAGAGUUCAUUCAACAGAAUGAGUAUGAUGUAACUGAUAUUGAAGUAAUGAUGGAGGGAUUAAAUGGUCAAGCUAGUACCUAUCACAUUCAUAUGACGCCAAUUGAAAUGGAUUUGGAGUUUCCGUGUGAAGCAACGUCUCUGUAUGAUAUAUUCAAUCCAACAAAUGUUACAAAGACUACUUUACCUCCAUCAGGAGAAGGCACAGUUGAUCAAUAUGAAGUAGGUAAUUUAAGUGGAAAGUUUGGUACUUUAGAUAACCGGAAAAGAUACUUAGCUACGUUUAAUGACACUUCACUUCCGUUAUUUGGGUAUCAAAGCAUUAUUGGAAGGAGUGUUGUAAUUCAGAAAAAACAUAGAAAUAUCAGAUGGGCUUGUUCAACGAUAGAAAGAGGAUAUGCACCAUCAGAAGCUAGAGAAUUAAGAGCUAUUGCUUCUUUUCAUCAUCCUCAAGGUUUUGCUUAUGGGUAUAUAAGAAUGACACAAUUAAUAUACAAAGAUGGUAGCCCAAGUGACACAAUAAUUGAAGUAAAGCUACGACAUCCAGGUGAUCAUGAUCGAAAUAUAACUAGGAAUCAUAACUGGGCGAUUUUCGUUAAUCCUGUAGGAGUAGAUGCAAUAGUAAAAACUCAAGAUACUCGUUGUGUUGCGGGAGGAUAUAUUUGGAAUCCUUAUUUUACGCAAUUAGCAGAUCCAUUAAAUGAAGAUCUUUAUAAACAAGAAUGUGGUCCUGAUCAACCUCUUCGUUGCCAUGUCGGUGAUCUCUCUGCACGACUUGGUCCUAUAGAUAUUGGCUUAGAGCGUCGAGUUUUUGCAGAUGCAAACUUUCCAUUAGAAGGUGCAGUAUCAGCUAUAGGCAAAUCUAUUGUCAUUAUGGAUCACGAUUUUAGCUCGCGAAAAUUUGCCUGUGCCACUAUUGAACCUGACUAUGACAUUGUAAAAUAUGCUAACAUUCAGAAGCCUCCAAAAUUUGUUACAGCUCAGUUUUUAGAAGAUGUAAGACACGUUAUGGGUAUUCCAGAAUGGAUGAUAUCCAUAGACAGUAGAAAGACAAAAAUUCUUCAUGAUGGAACUUGUAUACAAUUUUUCUUGCAUUUUCGGGGACCAUAUGCUAAUAAAAUUGAGCAAGACUUUAACAAGUUAAUUACAGCAGGAAAAUUAGAUGAACCAAGCAUUUCAAUUCCUGGUUAUGUUGCACCGAAACGUAAAAGAACUUUAGGGCAUAGGCAAUGUGGAACGCGAUAUCUAAAUGAUAAAAAUUUCAAUACGAAAUUUUCACGAAGUGAAGCAAAUCUUUAUCUGCCAUCUUUUGUUACAUUAAGUAUUUGUAUUAUUAUUCAUCACGUAAUUUAGUCAAUAUAAGUAUAUUUUUUGAUCGCGUAACAAUAUUAUAAGUCUUACUCUUAAUUUUUUUUUAAAUUUAAAUUCUGUUAAUUAUGUAAAUAUAUAAUAUAUAUAAUAUGUGUCGUAAUAGAAUCAAUACAAUAAUCACUGUGAUAUA